Molecule: messenger RNA, 5985 nt
Organism: Astyanax mexicanus (Mexican tetra)
Lineage: Eukaryota; Metazoa; Chordata; Actinopteri; Characiformes; Acestrorhamphidae
Product: NACHT, LRR and PYD domains-containing protein 12
Exons: 21
Coding region: 450-5333 (1627 amino acids)
Molecular function (GO): protein binding
Source: RefSeq, a predicted model, not a curated record
AUUUUGUUAUUGUUAUUAUUGUAAUGUUUUAGCAAAGUCAUUACAGUCAUACUAAUAAAUCUCCUUUGAUCCCUGAGAGAGAAAAGGAGAGAAAGAGCCGAGAGAUGGAGAGGGAGAAAUGGAUAGAGAGAAAGAGAAGUUUUAGAGAGAGAUAGCGAAAAAGAGAAAGAGAGAGAUAGAGAGAGGGGAACAGAGAAAGUGGGAAUGAGAGACAUGAAUAGAGAGGGUGAGUUAGACAAAAAGAGAAAUACUGAAAGAGAGACAAAGAGAGAUGGAGAUAAAGUAAGAGAGAAAGAGAAAUAAAGAAGAAUUCUAUUUCUACAUUACAUUUGUUUAUACAAACAAACAAACAAACCGAUAUUUACUCAUAUAGUUUACUUGAUUUUCCACUUAAUCUGAACUCACCCUCAUUCUUCCUUAGAGAAACAUCUCCAGGUGUUUUCUUUAUAAUGGAGCUGCAUAACUCCAGCAGGGAUGGAGGAACAGCUGACCCAAACACAGUGACUCAUGAAGGAGUUUCAGCCAUGCUUGGAGAACUGUUGGAAGAGUGUGAUACAGAUGACAUUAACAGCAGCACACUGACUCCCAGAGGCCUGUCAGCCAUGUUUACAGACACAUUGGAUGAGUGUGCUGGAGAUGCCAUAAGUAACAGUCAGCAGACCACAGGAGUGGCAUCUCCAGAAUCCAGCUGUAAGAGUUUAAACAGUGAUCCGUCUAUAGCGCCUCCUCCAGAACUCAACAGAGAAUCAUCCUCAGAACCACAUUUACAGACCCAGAGAGCAGCAUCUUCAGCUCAUGGUGUGUCUGUGAAGCGUGAUUGGUCCACUGUGGAGUCUUCUGGAUAUGAGCCCUGUGAACCAAAGUCAAAGAGAAGUUCAUCACCCAGCUGUGUGUCUAUAAAGAGCAACUCGUCUAAAUUGGAGCCUCCUAUAUUCAGUGACGGUGACGUGUCCUCUGAAUUAAGUUUUCAGACUCAGACAGCUUCUUCAGCAGCCCUAAGCUGUAUAUCUAUGAAGAGCGACCGGUCCAUGGAGCAUCUUCCUGAAUUCAGCAGAGGAGAUAAGCCCUUUAACCAAAAUUUUCAGACUUUUCAGAGAGCUUCUUCUGCAGCACCCAGUUGUGUAUCUAUGAAGAGUGAUCAGUCCAUGGAGCAUCUUCCUGAAUUCAGCAAGGGAACUCGUUCCAUUAACCCAAAUUUUCAGGCUUUUCAGACAGCAUCAUCUGCAGCCCCUAGCUGUGUAUCUAUGAAGAGUGAUCAGUCCAUGGAGCAUCUUCCUGAAUUCAGCAAGGGAGCUCUGUCCAAUAAACCAAAUUUUCAGACUUUUCAGAGAGUUUCUUCUGCAGCAUCCAGCUGUGUAUCUAUGAAGAGUGACCAUUCCAUGGAGCAUCUUCCUGAAUUCAGCAAGGGAGCUCAGCCUACUGUUCAGACCCACAGAGUUUCUUCUGCAGCACCCAGCUGUAUAUCUAUGAAGAGUGACCAGUCCAUGGAGCAUCUUCCUGAGUUCAGUAGAGGAACCAAACCAUUCGACCCAAAGCAGCAGUCCACCAAAACUGAGGUACAGCCACCUACAGUGGUGGAUGGGAUUAGCGGAUUCCAGCAGGAGCUCAACCAACCUGAAGAAGAUGUCCUGCACAGAGUUUUUGAAAGACACAAACAGCAAAUGAAGAAAAAGUGUGAGAGCGUAUUCGAGGUUGUCCAAACCCAAAGCAAUAAAACCCUCCUGAACAGGAUCUACACACAGCUCUACAUCAUCGAGGGGGAGAGUGAAGGAGUAAACGAGGAGCAUGAGGUUCUUCAGAUGGAGAAAAGACCAGGAAAGCAGCGCUUACAAGACACUGCAAUCAACUGCAAUUAUGUUUUCAAAUCUUCGCUUAAUGCAGGUCUUGAGGAUGGGAUGAAAGAAUGCAAGGAAAUAAGGACAGUGAUGACCAAAGGCAUCGCUGGCAUUGGGAAAACCGUAUCUAUUCAGAAGUUCGUACUGGACUGGGCUGAAGGAGAAGCCAAUCUGAAUGUAGAUACCAUGUUUGUGCUUCCAUUCCGAGAACUGAACUUGAUUAAAGAUGGCCGAUAUAACCUUCAUACUCUUCUGUGCAACUUCCAUCCUGAGCUCAAAGAUCUGGACGCAAAGAUAUACAGCAUGUCUAAAGCCGUGUUCAUUUUUGAUGGCUUGGAUGAGAGCAGAAUUCCAAUGAACUUCUCACAGUGUGAGAAAGUAUCUGACGCAACUACAGUAUCAUCAGUAGGUGUGUUGAUGACAAACCUCAUCAAAGGUGAGCUGCUUCCUUCUGCUCUUAUCUGGAUAACCUCUCGGCCAGCAGCGGCCAAUCAAAUCCCACCUCAGCUUAUUGAUCGUAUGACAGAAAUUCAAGGAUUCAAUGAUCCACAGAAGGAGGAGUACUUUCAAAAAAGGAUAAGCGAUCACGAUCAAGCCAUCAAAAUCAUCUCACACAUUAAACAAGCAAAGAGCCUCUACAUCAUGUGCCACAUACCAGUUUUCUGCUGGAUCUCUGCCACAGUUCUUCAGAAGAUCUUAGAAGAUACAGAUGCAAAAGACAUUCCCACAACCUUGACCGAGAUGUACAUUCACUUUUUGCUCAUUCAGACAAGCAUGAAAAACCAAAAAUAUGGAGACUACAAAACCCAAGACCUAAAAGAACAACUCAAACCCAACAGAAUCAUGAUAUUGAAACUAUCCGAACUUGCUUUCAAACAGCUAACGAAAGGUAAUGUCAUGUUUUAUGAAGAAGACCUAAAUGAAUGUGGAAUCGAUGUCACAGAGGCAUCGGUUUACUCUGGAAUUUGCACUCAGAUCUUCAAGGAGGAGUCUGUGCUCUACUCAAGGAAGGUCUACUGCUUCGUUCAUCUGAGUUUUCAAGAGUUCCUGGCUGCAUUCUACGUGUUCUACUGCUUUUCCAUCCAGAACAUGGAGACGCUCCGUUUUUUUAAACCUCCAUACCAGGACUGGUGCGACAACGUAACCCUGGAAGAGUUGCUUGAAGGAGCGGUCCGUAAAGCCUUAAGGAGUCAGAAUGGAGGCCUGGACCUUUUCCUUCGUUUCCUGCUUGGCAUCUCGCUGGAGUCCAAUCAGAGACUUCUACAAGGCCUACUGACACACACUCAAACCAGCUCAAACAGCAUCAACCAGAUCAUAACUUACAUUCACAAGCAAAUCAAAGGAGAGGAUGAGCUGGAACUGGAGCGGAUUUCAGUGAUGAUGAAGAUCCUGAACAUGAUGAUGGAGAAGAUGAAGGAAAGGCGGUGUCUUUCAAUUGACAGGUCCAUCAAUCUGUUCCUCUGCCUGACUGAGAUGCAUGACCAGUCCUUGUCCAGAGAGAUCCAGGAGUAUCUCAGCUCAGAGAAACACUCAGAGAAGAAGCUCUCUCCUGGACAGUGUGCAGCAUUAGCCUGCAUGCUACGUAUGUCAGAGGAAGUUCUAGAGGAGUUUGACCUGAAGAAAUACAACACGACAGAGGAAGGUUAUAGGAGACUGAUCCCAGCUGUAAGCAACUGCAGAAAGGCUCUACUGGCUAGCUGUAAUCUGUCCACUGACCUUUGUGAAAUGCUUACAUCAGCUCUUCAAUCAGCAAAUUGUCCACUAAAAGAACUGGACGUCAGUAACAACAUCCUGCAGGACACAGGGGUGGAGCUGCUCUCUGCUGGACUGAAAAGUUCUAACUGUAAACUGCAGAUUCUCAGAUUGGCAGGCUGUAAUCUCACCAAAAACUCCAGUGAAACUCUAAGCUCUGUUUUGAAAACAGCAAACUGCACCCUAAAAGAGCUGGACCUUGGUUACAACCUUCUCCAGGACUCAGGAGUGGAGCUGUUCUCUGAUGGACUAAAAAGUUCUAACUGUAAACUGGAGAUUCUCAGACUGGCUGGCUGCAAUCUUACCACAAAGUCAUGUGAAAUACUAACAUCAGCUCUGCAAUCAGAAAACUCCAGCCUGAAGAUCCUGGACCUCAGUGACAACAUUCUGCAGGAUGAAGGACUAGAGAAGCUCUCUGCUGGAUUGAAAAGUUCAAACUGUAAAAUUGAGAUUCUCAGGCUAGCUGGCUGCACGCUAUCCAUCAGCUCCUGUGAAAUUCUCUGUUCUUCUCUGAAAUCAGCGAACACUCCCCUAAAAGAACUGGAUCUUAGUAACAAUGAGCUGCUGGAUUCAGGAGUGGAGAUGCUCUCUGCUGGACUGAAGAGUUCACAGUGUGAACUGGAGACACUCAGACUGUCUGGUUGUUUGAUCACAGAGAAAGGCUGUUCUUCUCUGGCUUCAGCUCUACAUUCAAACCCCUCAUACUUGAAAGAGCUAGAUCUGACCUACAAUCAACCAGGAGACUCAGGAGUCAAGCUCCUCUCUUCUCUACUGGAGGAUCCACAGUGUAAAAUUGAGAUAUUAAGACUAGCUGGCUGUAAUCUCACUGAGGAUUCUUGCAAGACACUCACAUUAGCGCUACAGUCAGAAAACUCUACCCUGAAGGAACUGGACAUCAGUACCAAUGACCUGCAGGAUUCAGGGGUGGAGCUGCUUUGUCCAGGACUCAGAAGUUCACACUGUAAGCUGGAGAUUCUCAGGUUGUCUGGUUCUUUAAUCACAGAAAAGGGAUGUUCUUCUCUAGCAUCCGCUCUGAGGUCAAAUCCCUCACAUCUGAAAGAGCUUGACCUUACCUACAACCACCCUGGAGAUUCAGGAGUGAGGCUGCUCUCUUCUAGAUUGGAGGAUCCACAAUGCAAACUGGAAACUCUCAGGUUGGAGCAUGCAGGGAGCAUCAGGAUCAACUCAGGUCUAAGAAAAUAUGCCUGUGAGCUCACACUGGACCCAAACACAGUCCAACAAGACCUGGCUCUGUCUGAGGGGAACAAGAAGGUGAUGUCGGUGAGAGAGCAGCAGGAGUAUCCUGAUCAUCCAGACAGAUUUGACGUCUGGCUGCAGGUGCUUUGUAAGGAGCCGAUGUGUGGGCGCUGUUAUUGGGAGGCUGAAUCAGGUGGGCGGGGUUUCGCUGUAGCAGUGACUUAUAAAGGCAUCAGCCGGAAAGGAGGUGGCGAUGACUGUCGGUUUGGGUAUAACGAAAAGUCCUGGAGACUCUACUGCACUAAUUCAGCCGGAACAAACAGCUACUCCGUCUGGCACAAGAAGAAAAUCAUCGAUAUUCCAGCCCCUGCCUUCAGCUCCAGCAGAGUCGGGAUGUUUCUGGACUGGGCAGCAGGAAUUCUGUCCUUCUACUUAAUCUCGCCUGAUACAAACACACUCACCCACAUGCACACGUACUACUCUAAGUUCAGUGAGCCUCUGUACGCAGGGUUCUGGAUUGGUUUCGACUCCUCAGUUCGUAUUGGUUAGACAGAAAAACCUCCUGUAACGUAGAGCUCUUCUCAUACGAGGAGAUGAUAUGAUGGUUCAGUUCAAUUCAAGUUAUUAUCUAAUUAAAUUAUUCUCUUUAAACCAUGCACACCUGCAGUACCAUACAAAGGUUUGGACACACCUUCUCAUUUAGUGUUCUUCUUUAUUUAUUCAUGUAAUUUAUUUUCUACAUUGUAGAUUAAUAUUAAAGAAAUAAAAACAAUUAAGAGACACAUAUAAAAUUACGCAGUUAACAGUAAACAAAGUGUUUAUCCUCCACAUUUAUCCACUGAUCUAAACCUGAUGAACUGAGAUUGUGAUUUGAGGUGAUUUAAUUGGGAUGAGCUGGAGCUUCACAGCGUGAAGGAAAAGCAGCAACUAUUGUUCAGCACCUCCAGGAACUCCUUCCUUCAAGACACUGCGAAAACUAUUCCAGGUGACUCUCCCUCAUGAAGACACUGAGAUUAAAAUCUCACCAAGAGUCUGCAGAUCUGAACUCAAAGAUAAAUGUGAUACUUAGAAGAAUCUAAAGAACAAAAACAGAUUCUGGUUUGUUUAACAUUUUUUGUUUACAGAAUAAUUCAGCAUGUGUUCCUGUGGAGCUUUAAUAUAGUCUUUAAUAUAAAAUUUACAAUGUAAAAAAAACAUAAAA